This is a messenger RNA of Erinaceus europaeus (western European hedgehog), 3401 nucleotides long. RefSeq names its product membrane metalloendopeptidase like 1 (gene MMEL1). The record is from RefSeq and is a predicted model, not a curated record. The transcript is spliced from 24 exons. Gene Ontology annotation, cellular component: plasma membrane. Gene Ontology annotation, biological process: protein processing. Lineage: Eukaryota; Metazoa; Chordata; Mammalia; Eulipotyphla; Erinaceidae. Gene Ontology annotation, molecular function: metalloendopeptidase activity. Bases 812 to 3118 code for a protein of 768 amino acids.
GAUCUCCCCACCUCGGCAUGGACCAGAAUCUUCCACCCCACCAAGUAAGGUGGUGAGGGGCACCAGGGGAUAUAUCUGUAUACCCCUUAUAUAUCCUGUAUACCCCUGUAUAUACGGGGGCUGAGAGACAAGAGUUGGAGGCUACUCAGUAGGCAGAAUUUUGAACUGGAAGCAGAAUGGCACCAGUAAUUGAGUCAAGCCUGAGGAAGGGCAGCCUGGGUUCUGAGGGGGGCCCUGGCCACUGGAAUGUACUGUGCACACUCUAAACAGUGGGGUCUCCACCCAGCCAAGGCUGCAAUCUCCCAAGGCCAGAGCACAAACUGCAGGCCACCCUUAAAUGCAGAGCAGGGUAGCUAAAUCACAUGUGGGCAGAAACACUAGCAGCCCUGUUCACUUCCAUCAAACAAGCAGGGGCCUCCCCAGGCCUGGCAAAAGGAUCCCAGUGCCCACUCCCUCCACUUGGGACUGUCCUAUACUGGCUUUAGAACAGAGGGUUCUGCCUAACUUCAGCCAUCAUUCCACCCCAGAAGCCCCCAUGGGCCCUUGUAUCUGAGGGUGGGUGAUCAGUAUAUGGAGCCUCAGACCCCAGGAGCUGUAACCUGCCCCUCCCCCACACCAAGCCAGAUAGAACCUGAGGCUGAAGGGAUCCCCACCUCCAGGAAGUCUGCCUGCAUCACAAAGGAACUCCUAGAAGCCUGCAGGAUCUAGCACCUAGCCAGCCAGCUCAGCUAAGCCCUAGGCCAGCCUGACUUAGCCCAGAGCUGUCGUGACUGAGUGACCAGGUGACCACUGUCUGGAGAGCCCCGUGGGGAUGGUGGAAGUAGCCCACAGCCCUGGACAGAGGUGUCGCAGACGCUGCCUGGAGGUGGGGCUGCUGCUGCUGCUGACCGCUGGAGCGCUGGCGGCCCUGGGCCUGCUCUACACCCUGGGCAAAGGGAGGCAGUGGCCACUCUUCUCUAGCCGGCUUUGCUUCUCAGAGGAAAAGAGGACCGUUGUAAAACGAGAAUCCCGAGCCAUCAAUGAAUCUGAAGUGGAUGAAAUCUGCAUCUCCCCCGGGUGCGUGCUGGCAGCUGCCAGGAUGCUCCAGAACAUGGACCCUUCCAAGGAGCCAUGCGAGGACUUCUACCAGUAUGCUUGUGGGGGUUGGCUGCGACGCCACAUCAUCCCGGAGUCCAACUCCCGCUAUAGCGUCUUCGACAUCCUGCGCGAUGAGCUGGAAGUGGUCCUGAAAGGCGUGCUGGAGAACUCCACCAGCACCGACAGGCCCGCAGUGCAGAAGGCCAAGAUGCUCUAUCGCUCCUGCAUGAACCAGAGUGUGAUUGAGAAAAGGGGCUCUCAGCCCUUGGUGGACAUCAUAGAGACAAUGGGUGGCUGGCCAGUGACCAUGGACAAGUGGAAUGAGACCAUGGGCCCCAAGUGGGAGCUGGAACAGCAGCUGGCCAUGCUAAACGGGCAGUUUAACAGGCGAGUCCUCAUUGACCUAUUCAUCUGGAACGACGACCAGAACUCCAGUCGCCACAUCAUCUACAUAGACCAGCCUGCCUUGGGCAUGCCCACCCGGGAAUAUUAUUUCAACGCCGGCAAUAACCAGAGGGUACGUGAGGCCUACCUGCAGUUCAUGGUGUCAGUGGCAUCGAUGGUACGGGCUGACAUGAACCUGCCAGAGAACAGCUACCUGGUGCGUGAGGACAUGAAGCAGGUGCUGCACCUGGAGACUCAGCUUGCCAAUGCCACCGUCCCCCAGGAGGAGAGGCAUGAUGUCACGACCCUGUACCACCGGAUGGACCUGGAGGAGCUCCAGAACAGGUUCAGCCUGAAGGGGUUUAACUGGACCAUCUUCAUACAAUCUGUGCUGGCCUCUGUCAAAAUCAAGCUGCUGCCAGAUGAAGAGGUGGUGGUUUACGGCAUCCCCUACCUCCAGAAUCUUGAAGACAUCAUAGAAGACAUUUCCCCCAGGACCAUGCAGAACUACCUGGUCUGGCGCCUGGUGCUGGAUCGCAUUAGCAGCCUUAGCCAGCGAUUCAAGGAAGCGCGUACCAACUACCGCAAGGCGCUGUAUGGCACCACAGUGGAGGAGGUGCGUUGGCGCGAGUGCGUCAGCUAUGUCAACAGCAACAUGGAGAGUGCCGUGGGCUCCCUGUAUGUCAAGGAGGCCUUUUCUGGAGAGAGCAAAAACUUGGUGAAGAACCUCAUCAACACUGUGCGCAAGGUAUUCGUGGAGACUCUGGAUGAGCUGGGCUGGAUGGACCAGGAGUCUAAAAAGAAGGCACAGGAGAAGGCUCUGAGCAUCCGGGAGCAGAUUGGAUACCCUGACUACAUCCUGGAGGAGGGGAAUCAACAGCUGGAUGAGGAGUACUCCACUCUGAACUUCUCGGAAGACCUGUACUUUGAAAACGGCCUGCAGAACCUUAAGGCUGGUGCCCAGAGGAGCCUCAAGAAGCUUCGGGAGAAGGUGGACCAGAACCUCUGGAUCAUCGGAGCUGCUGUGGUUAACGCCUUCUACUCCCCAAACCGAAACCAGAUUGUGUUCCCCGCUGGGAUCCUCCAGCCUCCCUUUUUCAGCAAAGAGCAACCACAAGCCUUGAACUUUGGGGGAAUCGGGAUGGUAAUCGGGCACGAGAUCACCCACGGCUUUGAUGACAAUGGCCGGAACUUUGACAAGGAUGGCAAUAUGCUGGACUGGUGGAGCAACUUCUCGGCACACCACUUCCGAAAGCAGUCAGAGUGCAUGGUCCACCAGUAUGGGAACUACUCCUGGGACCUGGCCGACCAGCAGAAUGUGAACGGGUUCAGCACGCUUGGGGAGAACAUUGCAGACAAUGGAGGGGUGCGGCAGGCCUACAAGGCCUACCGGAAGUGGGCGGAGGACGGUGGCAAGGACCAGCAGCUGCCCGGCUUGCGGCUUACCUACGACCAGAUGUUCUUCAUCAACUAUGCCCAGGUGUGGUGCGGGUCCUAUCGGCCUGAGUUCGCCAUCCAGUCCAUCAAGACUGACGUGCACAGCCCCCUGAAGUACAGGGUGCUGGGCUCGCUGCAGAACCUGGCUGCCUUCGCCCAAGCCUUCCAGUGCGCCGAGGGCACCCCCAUGCACCCGCAGGAGCGCUGCCGCGUCUGGUAACCGAGGUCGAGCCGCGCCCCCCGCGCCCCGUGCCCGCCCUGCGCGGAGAAGGUGCCGCCGGCGGGGGCCGGCUGAGCACGGACUGCAGCGCCGCCCCGCCCCGCCCCGGACGCCCUCCGCCAGGGAGGGCGCUGUCCCCGGCGCCCCAUCAUGUCCCGCCCGAGUCAAGGCCGCACUGCUGCAGCCCUGCAGGCGCACCGCCGCCGUCAUUAGCCCACUCCACCGUGUCUGCUCAGACUUCCAGCUUCAAACUUGAGCCAAGUAAAAGCUACAGAGAAUCGUG